Molecule: messenger RNA, 2165 nt
Organism: Anopheles coustani
Lineage: Eukaryota; Metazoa; Arthropoda; Insecta; Diptera; Culicidae
Gene: Mccc2
Product: probable methylcrotonoyl-CoA carboxylase beta chain, mitochondrial
Exons: 2
Coding region: 116-1888 (590 amino acids)
Biological process (GO): L-leucine catabolic process
Cellular component (GO): mitochondrion; methylcrotonoyl-CoA carboxylase complex
Molecular function (GO): methylcrotonoyl-CoA carboxylase activity
Source: RefSeq, a predicted model, not a curated record
UUACAUAAUACUCUUCCUUUCGUUGAUUUCACUUUUAUUUUGGCUUCGAUAAGAUCAUUCGGUGCGAUCAUUGUUUCCCUUGCAACGGCGCAGACGCAGACACCGACCUGACGAGAUGCUGUCCAAAGCUCGAGUUCUUUUUGCCCGUUCCAUGGUCCACCACCAGGGGUCGAUCGCGAACAUCCUCGCCACGCAACAAUGUCGCCUGCUGCACGUUUCGGAGGCCAACGUGCUGCCGACGGAGGUGAACCGACAAUCUCCCGAAUUCAAGGAAAACUACACCCAAAUGAACGACCUGGUCACCAACCUGAGACGCAUCACCGAGGACGUCCUUGCCGGGGGUGGACCGGAAGCGGUGAAAAGGCACACUUCGAAGGGAAAACUGCUGGCACGUGAUCGUAUCAACCGUCUGGUUGAUCCUGAGUCUGCCUUCCUGGAGCUUUCCACAUUGGCGGCGCAUGAAAUGUACGGCAAGGAUGUGGUGAAUUCGGCCGGAAUCGUUACCGGUAUUGGGCGGGUGCAGGGCGUAGAGUGUGUAAUCGUAGCGAACGAUGCGACCGUCAAGGGUGGCACGUACUAUCCGAUCACGGUAAAGAAGCACCUCCGUGCCCAAGAGAUCGCCCAGGAGAACAACCUGCCGUGUAUCUAUCUCGUCGAUUCGGGUGGCGCCAACUUGCCCCGGCAGGCCGAGGUGUUUCCCGACAAGAUGCACUUUGGGCGCAUUUUCUACAACCAGGCGAACAUGUCCGCACGCGGUAUCCCUCAGAUUGCGGUCGUUAUGGGUAGCUGCACGGCAGGCGGUGCCUACGUGCCAGCUAUGGCGGAUGAAAGCAUCAUCGUAAAGGGUAAGGGUACCAUUUUCCUUGCCGGUCCCCCGCUGGUAAAGGCAGCCACUGGAGAGGUCGUUUCGGCGGAGGAACUUGGUGGAGCGGAUUUGCACUGUCGGACGUCCGGUGUGACCGACCAUUACGCGGUUGACGAUGAGCAUGCCCUGUAUCUCGCGCGUCAAAUCGUGAAGAACUUGAACCGUCCGGGAAGUGCAAAUUACAAUGAACUUCUCAGCGUCAACACUAAAGCGAUGAUAGCGCACGAAGGACUCACGUUCGGUCCCGAACCGGAAGCACCGCGGUAUCCGGCAUCCGAUCUGUACGGUAUAGUGGGUUCGAAUCUCACGAAAUCGUUCGAUGUACGCGAGGUCAUUGCUCGCAUCGUCGAUGGAAGUCGGUUUACCGAGUUCAAGAAGUUCUACGGCGAAACGAUCGUCUGCGGGUACGCCCGACUCUACGGGCAGCUCGUUGGAAUUGUCGGCAACAAUGGUGUUCUGUUUUCCGAGAGUGCCCUCAAGGGUGCCCACUUCAUUCAGCUGUGCGCCCAGAAGCGCAUUCCGCUGAUCUUCCUGCAGAACAUUACCGGCUUCAUGGUGGGUCGUGACGCGGAAGCGGGAGGAAUCGCAAAGAACGGCGCCAAGAUGGUAACGGCGGUCGCGUGCGCUAAUGUGCCCAAGCUGACACUCAUCAUCGGAGGGUCGUACGGGGCAGGCAACUACGGUAUGUGCGGGCGGGCGUAUUCACCCCGAUUCCUGUACAUGUGGCCGAAUAGUCGCAUCUCGGUGAUGGGCGGAUCACAGGCCGCCGGCGUGCUGGCCCAGAUCACCGAGGAGCAGUACCGUCGGACGGGCCGCGAAUGGACCGAGGAGAUCGGCAACCGCAUCAAGGCUCCGAUCGUGCAGCAGUUCGAGGCGGAAGGAUCGCCGUACUACAGCACCGCGCGACUGUGGGACGAUGGAAUCAUCGAUCCGGUCGAUACGCGUCGCGUUCUCGGGCUAAGCCUGCAGGCAGCCCUUAAUCAACCGGUCGGUGACACCCAUUUCGGUGUGUUCCGCAUGUAAUGGGAACGAUGCACGGUUAUUGUUCAGGGCAACCAGUUUUGCAUUUAUCUAGUGUGUAAGCCAACAACGAACGAAAUUGUCCUCGAACUCUGAGAGGAAGGCAAAGACGUUCCUCUCCACAACGAACACUUCCAGCAACAUUGCAUUUAAUGCAUUCCAUAAUGCGGUUUUAUUGGGCGUAAAGCUAUAGAGAGGCACAAAGUGCCCGGCAAACAGGUUUCUUUACGUGUGCAUUAUAUUUUCUAAAAUGUUAUAUCAAAUAUAUCGAUCCACCAGA